This is a messenger RNA of Colletotrichum lupini, 1737 nucleotides long. RefSeq lists its product as uncharacterized. The transcript is spliced from 12 exons. Bases 1 to 1737 code for a protein of 578 amino acids. The record is from RefSeq and is a predicted model, not a curated record. Lineage: Eukaryota; Fungi; Ascomycota; Sordariomycetes; Glomerellales; Glomerellaceae.
AUGGGUCCGACGCAAGUUAUCACGCACAUUCAUACAAGACCCAGAGUUGUACGAAUGCAGGGCACAAACACCAGCACCGUGGUUGCGAACCGAAGCGAACGGGGCACUUCUCCAGUCUCCAGAUUCCAGAUGGGGAAUUUUGGACAGGCACGGGGAGGGACUGUCGGAACCACCAACCGACGACUCGCCUGGCUCUUGAAUCCACCUCUCGGCUGCGGCGCCAUCUUGACAGCACUCUUAAGGGGCCACGUAUCCGUUUUCUCCUGGCAGAUCAACCAGAUUACAAUUCCACUAUCGACGAGCUCAGAAGAUGUCGUGAUGGCGUCCACCUCCGACCUCCCGCCGGCUCCCACCCCGCAUUUGCGGGGUUACCCUCAUGGCUGGCCGAGUCUAGACGUCUCCGUCCCGGAACGAUGUGUCUUUCGCAUCUACUGGUCACCGGUGCACGUACCAACGCACCACAUCAGCAUCAGACAUGAGGGCCUUUCUUCCGGUUUCCCAGCAAGGGCGAGGACUAAACCCUCCGACGAUCCGUUCCUUUCCUCCCAUGCGCUUCCGUCUUGCCUUGCAUCCCCGCCCACCAUGCGUUUGUUCAGGUUGGUCAGCCUCCACGUUGCACCAGGCGAACCAGCUCGUUUUCGGCUGAGUCGUGCGCUUCGCUCACUGUCUGCCGUACCUCCACCCCGAACAUCCCGUCGACGGUCUCGCGGCCACUCGCGGCAUACAAACAAUGCCAAGCUGCUCCCGACCCCAAAACAAACCCCCCUCCCUCCUCUCCAGGCUCUAGUCAACGUCGGGCAUCUGCACACCGUGCAGCAAAAUCCAAGGAGACCCUCGAAUCACGUCUCGUCCUGCUCCGCUGAGACAUUGGCCAGGGGUCCCCCUCCGGAGCACAACGUCACGUUCACCGGCGCACCAACCAACAGCGAACAACAAAUCAACCUUCCCUCGUCGAGAAGGCUGACAGGACAUGCAACAAUCCAGCACAUUAAUUUACGGCGAAAAGCGCUUUCGUGUGCCCGCGAGCGUCGAGCACACCUAGACCUUUGCCAGCAACCCACGCAUUUAACUGAUAACCGCAAUGACACACCAGAAGGCGCCCAACCGGCCCCAACAUCGUCGUCUCCCCGCUCAGCUGCCGUGGACCCCUCAUAUCUCCCCUAUCUCAACGCCAACGCCUCCCCAUGUCCUAGACACCACGCAAAAAUGAUGCAUACACCACCAUUACACAGGACACGCUUCCCUUGCUUGGAAAGCUCAUUACGAUUUUCCCCCUUUGGAUCCCGUGACUCUGUCUGCGCCUCCUUACAGUGUAAAAGAAGUAUCAAAACAACUCACAUGACCGUACUCCUCGCGUUUCGCCGUCGGCUCUUGGCAUCCACACGAGAGACCACGGGACCAAAAAUUCUUCCCCAACUCCAUGACAUCCGCGAGGCUACGGAUACCUUGACUUUUUUAAACAUCAUUAGGCUAUGCUGCGCCUUGGUCGUCUACACGCGGCACAAUUGCGACCACCAUUCCAUCACGUGUCGGCGGGGAAUCUUCCUCAUGCAUCGCACUCCUAUCCCGCUACAUCUUCAACUUCCCAAAGCAUCCCGCUCUGCCCUCUCCGCCCACCAGCACCACCUCAUUGACCUUAAUCCGUUUGAACAUGCUUCCCUCCUCACCCCCUGCCCCCCCCAAACCUCCAAUCGAUUGAAUUUUCGUCACCCCGCAAUGCGAUCUCGAAUAGAAUAA